CAAAGGGCAGGUAACUACUACGGAAGGUCAGGCAAUUACAAAACUUUGAACUAAUAAAUCGGUAUAAUUGUUAUGCUAGGGCAGAAGAAAAUCUUUUAAUCAUAUUUGCACAGAAAUCUUCACCAUGCGUCUUGAAGACCAGGGCAAAGAGGUGAAGAAAUCUGGUUUCUUGAGGGGAACUCGUAUGUGGACAAUUAGGAACAGAAUAAUAGCUGGUAUUAUUAGCGGAGCACUGCUUUUUGACUUCAGUUGGAUUAUGUAUGCCUCGAAAAACAAGGAUGCUAUAAAGGAAAGACGGGAGCAGAAGGAUGCAGCAUCUGUUGAAAAUAAACUGGAAAUAGCUAAAAGAAUAAAAACUCUGGAAGAAAGACGAGUUGCCUUGGCAGAUGCAGCAAAGACAGUAUAAGUUGAUUUUGAGCUAUGCCAAUAAUUUGGCCAUAGUUAAAACUGUGAUGAAAUAAUUUUGAUAUCAAGUCAGCUGAAUUUGGGGAAUUUGUGUGAUUUUUUCUAUUGUGUGUUAUGUAUACUGUGUUUUAAUCAUGAACUUUGACGUGAAACUGUAUGAAUUUACAUACUUUAGUAUCAUGGUGUUGUUCGUGUAACCAACAAACAAGUAAACAUAAAUAAAUAAACUUUUAAGAGAAAAACUCUUUUGAAUGCUUUCUGUGUAGUCCCAAACUUUGUAACAGAGCAGAAUGUGAAUUAUUGUAGUGCACUUAAAAUGCCAGCGGCAGAUAAAAAAGUGAGUAAAAAAGGGACAAAGCUUUCCCUGACCAAGAAAACUCAGAAAACUGAAGAUUCCUCACUUCAUAGAAACAAUGGAAUCAGAAAUCUUCUGGAAGGAAAGGUAGAUCUCAAUGAGACAUGUGAGUUUCAGCAACCACUGCGGUUUCCAGGUUGUAGGGAAAACAGAGUGAAGACUGAAAAUGACAAGAAAUCAGUUACUGUAACUGAAAUUACCAAGGUAACAGAUGAACAUUGUGAGGAAAGAGAGGAAUCAGUGAAGUGUCAGGUGUGUAACAAGAAUUUAAGCCAUAUGAAUGUUCGGCGUAGAGAACAGCAUGUCAACAAAUGCAUUGAUAAAGUUGAGGUUGUAGAGAAACAGCAGAAGGAGGAACAGGUACUGCUGGAGGCGGCAAGAACUGCAGUCUUAGACUGUCCAAUGUGUGGCCAACAUUUCAAGGCAGAAAACGCAAGAUUGGUGCAUUUGAAGAAAUGUUCACAGAAUGUUGGUGUGUCUACAGAGAAGAUGAUACAGCUAGUGAAGGAGCAGGAACAAGAGAGGCAACAACAACUGGCAGCAGGCAUUGUUCCUAAAGAACUUAGAUCAAAAGUUACCAAGUCAGUAGCUCCCAAAAAGCGCAAGUUGAAAGAGCCCAAAAGUCAGUUUGAAGAAGAUGUGCAGGUUGCCAUGGCGAUUUCUUCCUCAUUAACUUCAGCUGGUGAUAAUGCAAAAAAUGGGAAAAGGAAGAAGAACAAAAAAGCUGUACUAGAGGAUGUUUGUUUACUCACUACACUGACAGAUGAAGAUAGACAAAGGAGAAUGGAGGAGAAAGUCAGCAAUAUCUUACACAUGGCCAGUAAUACAAAAUACACUGAAGAAUUGUUGUUACUUGAGUCCAGUAUGAAAGCUGAAUCCCAGCAUAAGGGUAUUAGUUUGUGGGAAAGAUGUAGCCAGGAUCCAGGCACUUGUGACAAUGAACAAUUUUAUGUUGGAGCACUGGUUCCCCCAUUGUCAGUCAGCAAGUCAGUGCCAGGAACAAACCUUCGUAGAUUGUCAUCUAUACCAGGCAGGGAAACGUCUUUUGCCAAAAAGAAUGACACAUUUCCAGAAAAGUGUUCAGACCUGUCAGCAGAUGAUAUCAUCACCGCUUCUACACAGACAGCAGUUGUCCUAGCAGAAUUGGCAACGGAUGAUACAGAUAUUCUGGACACUACAGUUGGUUUACAACUUACACCUGACCCACAUAAUACUGAUCACAUUUCAGAAUUACAAGCCAGUGGAUUCUGUGUGGAGAAAAUGGUUUUAAAUAAAGAUGAGCAAGAUACUCAGAUAUCACAAGCACUGUAUGAUUACAGAAGAAUGAUCAACAAGAAGGAGUACAGUGAUGUUACUGUGAUCUCGUGUAAUGGACAAUCUUUCUUUGCUCAUCAAAUCAUUCUUGCUGCUAGAUGUCCUAAAUUAUUACAGAUGAUGAAAGAUUCUGCUGUAAAAUUAGAAAUUCUUCCAGACUCUGUGCUAAGUUUUCUGAAUUAUAUUUAUACAGGGGAUGUAACUCUAACAUCCUCUUCACAGACUGAACUACUCAAACUUGCCCAAAAUCUUCAGUUACCUUCCUUGGUUGAAGCUUGUAAUAAAGUAGUGCUGCAAACAAUAUCUUCUGAGACUGUUAACCUGAAUGAUAACUCUGAAGCUUCUAAAACAGAAUUUGUUGAAUCCCAUCUAGAUAUGAAGGAGAUAUGGGGAGAAUCAGACAGUGACCUUGACCUAGAUAAAGGUGACCAUAGUGGUGGUAAAGAGAGUCGCAGUGAUAGCGGCAUCAAUGACGAUGAUUAUCGAGAGAUAUGUUGUACUCAAAAUCGUAAAAUUCGAGAAAGGAUAUCUCAGGGUGCUGGUGAUGUAAGACAGUCAGACAGUAAAAGUAAACAUUUGAUUGAUGAUUUGAGUCAAAACUCAGGUGCUAAUGAAUUAAAUGAAAUUCAGAAUAAAUUGACAAGUUAUCAUAGUGCCGAAGAAGGUUGUGAAACUAGAAGCUUAAGGAUGUUGAACCUCAGAGAGAAAGAAAAAGAUGAGUUUACUGUUCACAAUGAAAGCCCAGAGGUAGAAAAUGAUUGUGAAGUUAUGGAAGUAGAUUUAGAAAAAGAGAGAGAUGACAAUGACGAAAUCUUGGAAGUAGAAAUUGACAGUGAUGUCAGUCCAAGUCCAAAAAAAUUGAGGCUCAGUGAUGAAACAGAAGAUGUGAAGAAUAGAGUAGAUUUAGAAAUUAAUUUGAAUGAAUUAAUAAGUGCAAGUAUAAAGAAUUCUGCACAUGAAGAAAAUGGAGACUUUAAUGGAUUUAACAAUAGCUUGAAGCAGGAGAAUGAUAUCAUUGAUGUUGAUGAAGAUAAUGGUGAAAAUACAAACACUGGAAUAAACUCAUCCACAGCUGACUUAUUCAGCAGUCCCUCACCAAGAAAACCUGAUGUAACCAUAGCAGGGACAGUAAGCGGUAAAAUUGAAAAUUCAUCUUCUAAAAAUCUACAAAGUAUUUCCAAAUUUUCUACACCUCUUGAAUAUAAAUCUGAUUCAAAAAGAACCCUUAAUACAAGUACACUGCCCAUUACUCCUGUGGUAAGUGUAGAUGUAGAUUCUGAUUCAUCAUUAGAGGUCUUAGCUGAUCAAAAUGAAAAUACAAGCAAUUAUGGUAAUAAAGAUCAAAUUGAAAAUGCUGAAGAGAUAGUAAGUGUUAAUAGCAGUCUGGAUGAAAGUAGUGAACAAAUUGCAAGCAAUGUUGACAGUCAGAAAGAAAUUGUAGAUUCUGACUCAGACAAAGUCAAUGAAAAUGGUCUAGAUGCCGAUAGAGCUAAAACUGAAUUAAAUUUUGAAAGUUCAGAUGAUGAUUUGCAGAUAACUGGAGAUAACUUGGAUGAAUUAACUCAGCAGUCUCCCACUUUUAAACAUCAUAAAACAAACAGGGGUAUUAACAAAAUACAUAAUCCUAAUCAGACAGUAGAUGAAACAAAAUACCUUGGAUUGAAAAGUUUCACAGAAGGGUUUUCACAUCAAAAGCAAUUCUGUGAUGAUAAUGGAUAUGUGGAAGGCCAUUUAAAAUUUUCAAGAAAUGUUAAACAUAAACGUUUUGCUGACUCAGCAAGUGACAGUGAGGAAAUAGUUACCAUACAGACAGAAGAUAGUGAUAUGAGUGAUAAUGAUGAAGGAGAAGUAAAAGAUAUAGACAGUGUAGUAACUGAAGCAGAUAAUAUCCAGUCUAGUAGUAAGGCUUGUAAUAACUACAGUGAUAAUAAGGAAUCUGAUUUAACAAGUGGUUCAGUAAGGGAUGGUAGAAAGUCUACAGCUUAUGGAAAACAUGAAGUAUCAGUCUACAGUGGAGAUGAAGACAAUGCUUAUAAUCAAAAUAGCUCAUUUGGAGCCAGUAAUACAGGUGUUUGGGAAGAUUUUGAUGACUGUGGUAUGGGGUAUGAACCUCUAGACAUAAGUGCUGGGGAAACCUCACCAGCAGCAGGGUAUGAACCCCAGGUCGGAAGUCCUGAAGUCAACACCACUCUGAUUGGGUAUGAGCAACAAGAAGAAUGUCCUGGGGAAAUGUCUCCAGUCAUUCCAAAUCAAGAUGAGGUCAUUGAUCUCUCACAAAAUGAAGAUGACAACAACAUCCAUGAUAACCAGAAUGACAGUGAUUUAGACGGUGCCCUGCUAGAAGAUGGGGAUGAUAGUUUUGUGUUCAAAGUAAAUGAUCAUCAACAGGCUAGUGAGACACCAUCAGCAAAAACUUUGGAAACAGAGGAAUUAAACUUUAAGACGCCAGCAGCAGUUGAGAAACUGGAGAAGAAAGGUCAAUGGGUGCCACCUUCACCAUUCACUCCUAUGCCACAGUAUGGAGGAAUGCCAACACCUGCACUCAAGAAGGCGGUACAGAAGUAUGGAGUGAAACCAGUAGGCAAGAAAAGAAUGAUCAAAGUACUGGAAGAUAUAUAUCAUCAGACUCAUCAAUAUGAGACAGAUAGUGAAUGUGAGGUGGAAGAUGACACCCAUACUGAUACUGUACAGACAGGAGGAGGUGCUAGUGACAGUUUACCUUCUAGUCAAGGCGAUAUCUCUUCACAAGAUUCAGACAUCAGUGAUGUGUUAGAGGAGAGUUGCCUACAUACCAUGUCAAGUGACAGUGAUACCACAGGCUCUCCACAGAAAAAUAUUGAUGUUACCAGACAGUUGUUUGGUUUUAUCAAAUCCCAUCCAGAAAUUCACAUGAAGAUUCUAAUGUAUGAGCCUUUAGAACUUGAUGUGUUGAAGAAGGAUGUAAAAGGUGCUGGAAUAAAAUGCUCUAUGGAUAAACUAAUGGACUUUCUAGAUGAAAGGUGCAUUGCUUUUACAAGUAAGAACUCGAGAAAGAGGCAGACUGGUAGAAGAGGAAAACAAAAAGCAACAAAAUCCAAACAGACUGAAAUAUAAAUUAUUGGAGAUUUACCAAUCGACUUUACAGUGUGACAGAAACUAGUGGUAACAGAUGUACUUAUGGGACUGUUUUUAGUGUGGCAGAUGUAAAUGGUAUUUUCUGUACCAGUGUACUAUUUUGUAGCAGCAAAACAAUACUGGUGCACUGACAGAAAUAGCUGAAUACAGUUUAACGUCAUUAACAAGAAUUGAAUAAAUUUGAAGAGAUAUCAUGCUUUUCAGAUCAUUAAUUAUUUGAGUGUUGGUAUUACGAAAUUGCUUUGAUGGAAUUGUAAUGUAAUAAAUGUGUUAUUAAUGCAUUGCUCUAUAAACUGUAUUAUUUUGUUAAACAUGUUAGUAUUGUUAUUCCAUUCACUGUUAAUCAGUAUGAAAUGGGCAUUUUUAUUAGAUAUCCUAAGCAUGAAGAAUGAAUAAAAUAAGUUAUGAUGCAAUAGGUUAUGUUAUUUUGUUUUUGUUUUCUCUUCACUGUACAUGUACCUGCCAAAUUCACAGUUUAAGUAUACUGUAGAGUUUAUAGUAUCUUUAAUACCUGUACUUGAAAAUAUUGAUAUUACUUUACAUCCUGAAUCACUUACAGGUUUGUCUGUUUCUUGAAAUGUAUUGAUUUAUAUAAAAACUCCAUUCUAAUGGAGUAUUUUCCAUUGUGAAAUUUGACUUUUAUUUUUACUGAAGUAUGUUUUUGGAAUAUUUAUGUUUAAAAUGUUUAGAAAUGUUCAUGAGCCCAAAAUUUACAUACUGGAGGGGUUUUCUAUGUAAAAUAAACUUGUUGUCAAGGAAUAUUAAAAAAGACUGAAAAUGUUCUAAAAAAUAAAAAAAGCCUGCUAUUAUAUGCUAGAGCUCUUAAGAUGAAAAAACAUUUCAUAGACUCAAUCAAACCAAGUCUUUUAUUUGGUUGGUUGCAUUCUUUGCUUCCAAAGGACCUUGAAAAUACCGCUUGAGUUGCAGAGUCAAACAUGGUAAUGAAUUUAAAUCUUCUGAAUCAAAUGUAAAAUUCUGACAAAAAGCCUGGAUGUUUUCAGAUUUUUGGAAAUGGGAUCUUAUAAUCCUAACUAUAACUGAAAUUUGUUUAGAUUACAUAAUUAUAUUGUUAUAGGAUAAGCAUUCCAAAGCUGUAUAAUUAUAACACAGAAAUUUGGUAGCGGUAAUUGCUCAUUGUUAUUGUAGGCUCAAAUUGUAUAUGACAAUAAUACUUACAAUGCUUUCAUAAAUAAUACUAAUUUUAGCUGUGAAUAACCAUACCUAUUAUUUGAAUGGUUAAAUAAAAUUGAAUGAUGGCAAUCACAGUAGUAUAUACCAUUGAUCAGUUUCAUUCAGAGAAAUUAGCACUGUAAAUACCUGGAAUGCUGCUGAAUGCCAAGAGAUUUUACUUUUUUUGUAGUUUGAGAAAAACAACAUAUUUUAUUGACUAUGGUAUAUGCAAUUCAAAGUAAUGUUGAAUAAAAUCAUGAACUCAAGA
Molecule: messenger RNA, 6626 nt
Organism: Mercenaria mercenaria
Lineage: Eukaryota; Metazoa; Mollusca; Bivalvia; Venerida; Veneridae
Product: structure-specific endonuclease subunit SLX4-like
Exons: 22
Coding region: 722-5167 (1481 amino acids)
Biological process (GO): resolution of meiotic recombination intermediates; DNA replication; meiotic DNA double-strand break processing
Cellular component (GO): nucleus; Slx1-Slx4 complex
Molecular function (GO): enzyme binding
Source: RefSeq, a predicted model, not a curated record